UGAGUUACGGUCAUUUAUACCCAGGCUUCUGUGCGCGAUUGUUUCGUCUUCGUUCGUCGCCAUCAUUGCGAAGACGAAAGAGGUUGGUUUCAUUCAUUUUCGUGUGGCAGUGUCAUUAUACGAAAUCCAGCACAAAUGAAGAUGGUUGAUAAAAUAGACAUGAGUCUCGACGAUAUUAUCAAGCAAAAUAAAGGAACAAGACCACGCGGCGGCAGUAGCAGACGUGGAAGAGGUGCCGGUAAUUCACCUCGUAGAGGAGCACGGAGAACGCAAAGAGUUGGUGGUGGCGUCAUGCGGGGACGCAAUCGUGGUGGCAUUACAAGAAAUUCUCUUCCAUACACAAGGGGCGAUGUAAACAGUGCUUGGAAACACGACAUGUUUGAUGGAGUAAAAAAGGUUGGCCGAAGUUCAAUAGGUAGCGCAGGGACAACCAAGCUCCUUGUAUCGAAUCUAGAUUUUGGAGUAUCCGAUUCAGACAUUCAGGAAUUAUUUAGUGAAUUUGGCCCCUUAAAGUCAGCAGCAGUACAUUACGAUAGAUCAGGCCGAUCAUUAGGAUCUGCAGAUGUUAUAUUUGAAAGAAGAGCAGAUGCUAUUAAAGCAAUGAAACAAUAUAAUGGCGUACCCUUAGAUGGUCGUGAAAUGAACAUACAAGUUGCUACCUCUGAAAUACCAGUCACGUCUAUCCGAGGAGGACCGAGACUUAGCGGCAGUAAUUUUACACAGAGACCUCAGUCCCGCUUUAGGGGUAGCCGUGGAACAGGAUCCGUCAGAGGUCGUGGAACUGGUCGACGUGGUGGCAGAGGCGGCAGCCGGCAAGUAACGAAAACUCCUACCGCUGAAGAAUUAGAUGCAGAACUGGAAGCUUAUGUGAAAGAAGUAAAGUAACAACGUCACAAAUCUUCACACUUAAGAUUUUGUUCUGAUCUGACUUAACACAAUACAAUGUGUUUCUCUAAUUUUCACGAGAAUAUAUAAAAAUAAGUAUAAAUAUAUCAUUAGCAAAAUGUUGUAAGAAAUUCUUUUUAAGUGGGUAUUUUUUAUUUUUGACAGUUUCUUUGAAAAUUGGCAUACAAUUUUUACAGACACUUAAGAAAAAUGAUUUGUAGGAGUUCAUAGAUUUUUUUAUGGUAUCGUAACAAAAACAAAAGAAAUAAUAAUAAAAAGUUAUAAUGUAAAGACUGUAUGGAUUUGUAUGUACUAUCGUGCGUGUGUGGUUAUCAGAUGAAAAAUACAGUAAAAUUCAUCUUUA
Messenger RNA from Bombus terrestris (buff-tailed bumblebee), 1249 nucleotides. It is a transcript of the gene Ref1, whose product is annotated as THO complex subunit 4. NCBI's taxonomy places the organism in Eukaryota, Metazoa, Arthropoda, Insecta, Hymenoptera, Apidae. The coding region runs from base 136 to 885 and encodes 249 amino acids. The transcript is spliced from 5 exons. Gene Ontology annotation, biological process: mRNA export from nucleus. Gene Ontology annotation, cellular component: nucleus. Gene Ontology annotation, molecular function: mRNA binding. The record is from RefSeq and is a predicted model, not a curated record.